AUGCAUUCAGCGCUCAAUCGUGCUCAGGGUGUGUUUGGCUUUUUCACCACAGUUGCACUAGUGUUGGGGAUAUUAACGUCGCUGUCUGUGGUGUUGCACCCCGCUAACCCGGUGACGAGCAUCAAAUUGUCGAACAUAAAAGUUGUCAAGGGCCGCCCGCACUAUUACUCCGUCAAGCGAGAGGAAUAUGCUCAGAUCAGAUUCGAUUUAGACGCCGAUCUCUCCUCCCUCUUCAACUGGAACACAAAACAACUAUUCGUCUAUGUCCUUGCCUCCUACCCAUCCACGAUAUCAUCCGCCUCCGAGCGCUCCAAGAACAUCACUACCACUACCGAAUCCAUAAUCUGGGACACCAUAAUACCCGCACCCGUAUCCCCAUACUCUUUCUCCUCCCUGAAGUCUCGUUUCUUUCCCAAUCUCUCCACCAACGGCUCCAAAAGGCGCCGCGUCUCCAAUGCCAAUAGCAGCAACACCAAGAGAAAAGAAGAUAAGAUUCCCGGCAAAAUUAAGCUUCGUAACCAGAGGCCAAAGUACCAGAUUACCGAUAUCUCGGGCGUUAUUGGGGAACGGAAGAAUGCCACCCUAGUAGUAGGAUGGAAUGUUCAGCCAUGGAUCGGAGCGUUGCAAUGGAGCGCGGCAACGAAUAUUGAAGUUAACCUCGCUGGAAUUUUUGGGCAAAUUUUCAUCCCGCGCCCGCGAGCAGGCAGAAGCAAACCAUUUGACUUCCCAGAGUUAAUGGGAAAGGCGACGACGUCUACAUAG
Messenger RNA from Coccidioides posadasii C735 delta SOWgp, 762 nucleotides. RefSeq lists its product as uncharacterized. Gene Ontology annotation, biological process: protein targeting to ER. The record is from RefSeq and is a predicted model, not a curated record. Gene Ontology annotation, cellular component: membrane; signal peptidase complex. Lineage: Eukaryota; Fungi; Ascomycota; Eurotiomycetes; Onygenales; Onygenaceae.